Molecule: messenger RNA, 384 nt
Organism: Spodoptera exigua (beet armyworm)
Lineage: Eukaryota; Metazoa; Arthropoda; Insecta; Lepidoptera; Noctuidae
Source: the annotation of a GenBank genome assembly
AUGGAGCUGAUGUUUAGCCGGGGUGGCAGGAUUGUAGCUCUUUGCUUGGUCGCGGUGGCGAUCGCUGCCCCUCCCCAAAGGACAAACUACUCUCCAGACAAUGUUCAAAUUCUCAAAUAUGAGAACGACAACCUGGGACUCGGAAACUACGAAUACCGAUAUGAAUUGUCUGAUGGUACCGGUGCAGAGCAAAAGGCUGAGCUAAGGAACGAGGGUCGGGAAGACGAGUCCAUCGCUGUCAAGGGAUCCUUCACCUGGGUAGGACCUGACGGAGUAUUCUACCGUAUCAAUUACGUUGCUGACGACAACGGAUACCAGCCCGAGAUCGAACAGGGACCCGGAGGAGCUGUCCCACCCGCAGUCGUUGCCUCCCUUCUCGGUUAA